AUGAGCAACAGCCUCUUCCCUGUGGGGGAGUGGAGUGGAUUCCUUCCAACAUUCCCGCCAAAUCUUGGACACACAAAGCUCUCUUCUCACGACCAUCCCACAGCCAUGUUUAUGCGCCAGGUGACGCAAACCGCCAAACGACGCAAAUUCAUGUCCACAAUGCGCCUGGUUUUUGACUUUGAUGGCACAAUCACCCAGAGGGACACCAUUGGUGAACUGGCCCAGGCGGCCGUCAACAUCCAACGCCGUCGUACUGCUCGUGACCUACAACCAGCCUGGGACCACGCCGUGAAAGCCUAUCUCCAAGAUUUUGAGUCGUACAAGACUAGCUUCAACCCGCCUGAAUCCAAAAGGCGAGAUGUCGCAUCAGAGAAGCGAUUCCUGUCCGGGAUGAAGGGUGCUGAAGAGGCCUCGCUGUCUAGAGUAUCGGAGAGUGGCAUCUUUGCUGGACUUGGACCAGACGACUUGUUUCAAAUGGGCGUGGAUGCCGUCUCAUCGGGACGCGUGGCAGUCGCAGAGGGAUUUGAAGAAUUAUUGAACUGGGCCAAAUCUCGGGGCCUAGACGUCGACAUCAUCUCAGUCAACUGGUCCACAUCGUUUAUCAAGGGUGUUCUUCACCCGCAUCGCCUUCGUGUCGUUGCAAAUGACAUUGCUGAAAGUGGACAGAUUCACGGCCCACAGUCGACGGGUUCCAGAAUCACAACGGCGCCCGAUAAGUUGAAGGCUCUACAGCAAAUAGUACCCACUGGACAGCAACUUUUGUACUUUGGCGACUCUACUACCGACCUGGAGUGUCUCCUCUACUCUCAUGGCGUCGUCAUGGCCAAGGACGGGACGUCCUCGCUGCUCAGUACACUAUCUCGUAUAGGCAUCGACGUUCCACACAUCGGAAGCCUGCAGGAGAACACAAAUGCCAAACUCUUCUGGGCUUGCGACUUCCGACAAGUUCAAAGCGGAAUCCUGCGACAGUGA
Messenger RNA from Pochonia chlamydosporia 170, 972 nucleotides. RefSeq names its product haloacid dehalogenase-like hydrolase. The transcript has a single exon. NCBI's taxonomy places the organism in Eukaryota, Fungi, Ascomycota, Sordariomycetes, Hypocreales, Clavicipitaceae. The coding region runs from base 1 to 972 and encodes 323 amino acids. The record is from RefSeq and is a predicted model, not a curated record.